Messenger RNA from Erythranthe guttata (spotted monkey flower), 429 nucleotides. It is a transcript of the gene ZFP2, whose product is annotated as zinc finger protein 2. The record is from RefSeq and is a predicted model, not a curated record. NCBI's taxonomy places the organism in Eukaryota, Viridiplantae, Streptophyta, Magnoliopsida, Lamiales, Phrymaceae. Gene Ontology annotation, biological process: negative regulation of abscisic acid-activated signaling pathway.
AUGAAUUAUAAUAAUAAUAAUAAUUACGAGGCAAACACUUGUCUGAACCUGAGUUUAUCAUCACCGAAUUACACUAUUAAUCAUCCGUUUGUUAACCUAACCCUAGUCGAAGGCGGCCCAUCGUCACCGCCACCAUCGAAUCAGAUGGAGACACGUGUCUUCUCGUGCAACUACUGCAAAAGGAAGUUUUACAGCUCACAAGCACUUGGUGGCCACCAAAACGCUCACAAGCUGGAGCGAACCCUAGCCAAGAAGAGCAGGGAAGCGGGUUCAAAUAAUCCGGGUCAGGGUUCUGUUCCGGGUCGGGUUAUCGGGCCGGAUCACCAUGCAGGUAGGUUUGGGAGAAGAGAUCACAUAGCUGCUGAUGAUCAGAAGCGCCAUGUUCAUCAAGAAGAGCUUGCCAAGCUUGACCUAUCUUUAAGGCUUUAA